ACCUAAUCCAUUAAAAGAAGAAAAAAACGUAAAAAAAAAUUGAGAAAAGGAAGAAAGGAACGUUGGAAGUGGUUCGAUCAACGAUUCGAGGGUCAUGGAAUAGAGAAAGACGAAUUCCAAUCGGAUGUCGAUCAGGACGAAUGUCAAUGUCAGGUAUAGUUGAUUUUAUUGGACAGGGCGUCUCCCAUCCACGCGUUCUCCCAGCGAUGAACACGUGCCCCAUGGAGCGAAACCUUUUCUCCCAGGUGCUAUAUAAAGACGAGGGGACGAAGUGGACACCAUGAGACCGGACCAAGGCACCUUGGCGAGUACUGUACCUCGGAUAGCGCGCAAGGAGCCACGUUUGUUUCACGAGAUGAAGACCCUGAUUGUUCUCUCCGCCGUGUUGGCAGCAGUAUACGCGCGUCCAGGCCUUCUGCUGGCGCCACAGGUAGCAGCUCUAGCGUCGCCUGUUACCAUCACCAAACUAGUACCUGGUGCACCCAUCGGUCUAGAUGGCCGAGUCGUAGACACUCCGGAAGUGACUCUCGCAAAAGCAGAACACGCAGCAGCCCACAUCAACGAAAGAAUCACUUUGGCUAACGAAGCGUUCAAAUCUGCUGAUUUGAUCGCUUACACAGGACCUGUAAUCACCAGUAGCCUGCAACCUGUGGCUGUUGCAGCCAAAAUCGUUCCUCCAGCUCCUCUAGGACCCGAUGGCCGCGUUGUCGACACACCGGAAGUCGCUUUAGCCAAAGCGGAACACGCUGCUGCUCACAUCAACGAGAAACUUGAACAUGCUGCUGAACAAGCAUCGAAAGGAAAUUUGGAGCUUCCUGUGGUUUUGUCCACAUACUCUGCACCAGUUAUUCAAAAGGUUUUGAUAUAAGGACAGGACAUGACUGACUGGAUUGUCUUUUGUGGCGAUGUUGGUUACGUGGAACACUCAUUUUUUGUACAUAAUUGUAAGCUGAUUAAAUAAAGCGAUAUUUAAGAAUAUAAUGAUCAUCACAUGGAAUUUUUAGCAUCUUUCGCUUGUUCUUUCCUUCACUUUGAUCUGGAAUUUGCUACUUUGAUGUUCAAUGGGUUUUGGUUAAAUUUGUAAACUUUUCGAGAAGUUAUGCUUAUGUAAUUCAUCGAGUAAAUUUGUUUUAUAUAUUUCAUUAAGGGAUGAAAUAUGAUGAUACGUAAGGGGUAGGAAUAUUUUAUCAAUGGAUUUUCUUAUAUAUUUGGUGUUGUAAUUGUUUGAGAUCGUUAUUUCUUCGACAUACGACGAUUAAUCUAUUACGUAUAGAAUUUUAAAUAAAAUAUCGCCUCUUAAAAAUUAUACGUCGAUGGACUGGUUAUUUUUUAUUUAUACUUAUAUGAGAAAUAAUUAAUUAUAAAAUCAAUUAAUAAAAUGUUAAUGAAAAAAAGCUCAACCGAACGGUACUUAAGUAAUGGGUA
Bombus terrestris (buff-tailed bumblebee) is the source of this 1425-nucleotide messenger RNA. RefSeq lists its product as uncharacterized. The record is from RefSeq and is a predicted model, not a curated record. The transcript is spliced from 2 exons. Lineage: Eukaryota; Metazoa; Arthropoda; Insecta; Hymenoptera; Apidae. The coding region runs from base 281 to 868 and encodes 195 amino acids.